Messenger RNA from Amphiprion ocellaris (clown anemonefish), 10402 nucleotides. RefSeq names its product RNA-binding protein 15-like. The transcript is spliced from 2 exons. Gene Ontology annotation, molecular function: mRNA binding. Gene Ontology annotation, biological process: regulation of alternative mRNA splicing, via spliceosome. Gene Ontology annotation, cellular component: nucleus. Bases 144 to 2687 code for a protein of 847 amino acids. NCBI's taxonomy places the organism in Eukaryota, Metazoa, Chordata, Actinopteri, Pomacentridae. The record is from RefSeq and is a predicted model, not a curated record.
GAUCCAACAUGGCGCUGACGUUGCUCGCCUGAGAGUGCACUUCAAACCGCUACAAGUUCAGCUAGUUUAGGUCGAUUUCAGUUGCGGAGAGUUUAGCUACACAGUUCAGCGUUUGUAAACUGCAGAUAUCAGGCGUUUUGGAAAUGAAGGGGAAGGAGCGAUCGCCGGUGAAGAAACGCUCCCGGGUGCCAGAUGAUAGAGACCGAGGAGGAAGCUACCCGAGCAGCAAGAAGACCCUGUCGACGGUCGGCAGCAACGCGGGCAACGGCUCGGCUCUGAGCGGCGCCUCGUCCAGGAGAAGUUUACACGGUGAUAAAAGAGACUUGAGGGAGUCAGACGGACAUAAUUCCUCCAGUCGGACCGGUAGCGGCUACGACUACGGAGUUGUUUCGGGAAACAAGCCGCACAGUGUCGCUGACAUCUCCGCGGAAACAUCCAGGUCCGGUUCACGCAGCGACCCGCGGCCUCCGCCAAACCCAGAAUGUGAGUACAAAACUCUAAAAAUAAGUGAACUCGGCUCACAGUUGAACGACGAGGAGAUAGAGGACGGACUGUUCCAUGAGUUUAAGAAGUUUGGGGACGUGAGUGUUAAAAUUAGCCGAGAAAACGACGAGAGGGUCGCGUUUGUGAACUUCAGGAGGCCCGACGACGCCCGGGCGGCGAAACACGCCCGCGGCAAACUGGUACUGUACGACCGGCCCCUGAAAAUAGAGACCAUCUACAUGAACCGACGGAGAAGUCGCUCACCAGUUUCUAAAGACAGUUUCCCGUCAGGACACAGACAUCUGCACUCUCAGAGAGCUCUGUCUCCCUCUGGUUUGGGCUACAGAGACUACCGGCUCCAGCAGCUGGCUCUGGGACGCCUCCCUCCUCCUCCCCCACCGAUUCACCUCAGAGACCUGGAAAGAGACAGAGACUAUUCAGUGUAUGAGGCCAGAAGUAGACCCCCGUUCAUCUCUGAAUGUGCUGUUUUCCGUGAUGAUGACCUGCUGACCCAUGAGGACGACCAGAGGGCGAAUAGGACGUUGUUUUUGGGCAACUUGGACAUCAGUGUGACAGAGAAUGACCUGAGGAGAGCCUUUGACAGGUUUGGAGUGAUAACAGAGGUGGACAUAAAGCGAGCAGUAAGAGGCCAGAGCAACACCUAUGGGUUUAUUAAGUUUGAGAACCUUGAUAUGGCUCAUCGUGCCAAAGUAGCCAUGACAGGGAAAGUGGUGGGCCACAACCCAAUUAAAAUUGGAUAUGGUAAACCUACACCCACGACCAGGCUGUGGGUGGGGGGCCUCGGACCCUGGGUUCCACUUGCUGCACUGGCUAAAGAGUUUGACCGCUUUGGCACCAUAAGAACUAUAGACUACAGGAAGGGUGAGGCGUGGGCGUAUAUCCAGUAUGAAAGUCUGGAUGCUGCACAGGCUGCAUGCAGUCACAUGAGAGGCUUCCCUCUCGGUGGUCCUGACAGGAGACUCAGAGUGGACUUUGCAGACACAGAGCAUCGUUACCAGCAGCAGCAGUACGUGCAGCUUCCUCUCCCCCUGCCACACUAUGAUUUGGUCUCUGAGUCCUUUUCUCACCGCCUUUCUGACCCAGUGAGAUUGAGAGAGCGGUCCCCUCCACUUCCCAGUCGCUACAGAGACAGGGAUCUCUACUCCACAGCUGAAUGGGUUGGCCUUGGUGUUCAUGAGAGGAUGCGAGAAGCAGGCUUCGAUCCAAUAGACCGUCUGGAGAGGCGUUCCAGUGAGAGCUGGUUGAUAGAACGUGAGCGUGAGUUGCAAAGCAGAGAUCUAAGCCGCAAAAGGAGACAUUUAGAUGAUGGCUGGCGGCCGGAACGCUCACCUGACAGCAACGACUUUAGUAAGCGGCGUCAUGGCAACUCAUUAGAGCGCAGCCCUGGAGGGAGCAGCCGGGAUGGGGGGCGCUACAGUGACCCUGAGCGUCUGUCUCGCUCUAGCAGAACCUCCCCCAUCAGAGAGCGGCCGAACAGCCAUGACACUGGGCAUGCAGACAAGAGAAGAAGAACACUUAGCCCAUCUGAGCCAGGCUCCGAGAGGGACCGCAAACGCAAAGCCAGUGACUUAUCUAAGAGCCCAGCGAGGAAGGAGGAGCGUUCAGAACGUCCUACCCCCUCCUCUAACUCCCCUUCCUCCAAGUCUGGCCAGCAGUCCACGGGGGGGCAGAAGCUGACUCAGACAUGGCAGGGGGUCCUCCUCCUGAAAAAUAGCAGCUUUCCUACUGCACUGCACCUGCUGGAAGGGGACAUGAGGGUGGCUUCCAGUCUGCUGGUGGAGGGCUCCACAGGGGGGCCAGUGUCCCAGCUGAAGAUCAGCCAGCGCCUGCGCCUGGACCAGCCGAAGCUGGAUGAAGUCUCCCGUCGCAUCAAAGCCGCCAGCUCCAGCGGAUACUCCAUCCUCCUGGCCGUGCCCGGGAAAUGUGAGGACAGCGGAGUCCAGGAUGCCAGCAGCUCCACUGAAAGACCACUGAAGAACCUGGUUUCCUACUUAAAGCAGAAGGAGGCGGCUGGCAUUAUCAGCCUCCCUGUGGGGGGAAGUCAUGACAAGGACCAAGGAGGAGUUCUUCACGCUUUCCCCCCAUGUGAGUUCUCCAAGCAGUUUGUGGAUUCCUCUGCCAAAGCUUUUGCCAAAUCAGAGGAUGACUACUUGGUGAUGGUCAUUAUCAGAGGAGCGUCAUGAAAAAUGUUCAAAUUAUACAUGUCUGUCUUCACAUUCAUCAACUGUUAAAUUGUAAGAUGUUAAAAACAGGGAGAAGUAAUGAUAAAAAAAGCAGUAUAGGAUGAAAUGACAGGGUACUUACUUUGAGUUCCCCAACCUGCAGGGUGGCUCCUAUUUCCAUUUUUGAAGUUUUUUUUUAGAAAUGAAAGUCAGGCUGAAAUAUAUACAUUUUGAUAAGUUGAUGAAUAAUAUAGGUGGCAUGUUGCCUUCUGCUAAUGAGAUAAAUGCACAUUACUUGAAGGGUCAUAAAACUAAUUUAGAGCAAACUACAGUUCUGUGACUAUAUGUUGCCUUAUCUCAUUUAAAAAGAACCACCAUUGAGUUGUAUCGUUUCAUACAUCCUGCCUAUUACAGAAAACAAAUUUAAGAUCAUGAUGCAAGCAUUUCACCUUCAUUUUAUGUACCUGGCAUAGAUUUAAUUGGCUGGUUUCAACAACACGGUAGUACGAUUAAAGUAUUGGUACUGUCAGGCCAUGAAGGAAUUUAAUCAAACUCAUGUACAUUGUGAUUUUCUUUUGAUUCAGGAAUUAUAUGUUUGCUCCAAAGCUUUCUCCGUCGCUCAUUAAUAACUGUAUUCCAAAUGUGCAUAUAUAUGAAUUUUUGCAGAUGAUGUAGACAUUUUUAAUUCUUUCCAUUUCAAUGGUUCAGUUCAGCAGCUUUUUUAUUUUUGCCAGUUGGACCAGUCAUGCUCAAAGCUGCAUAAAACAUAAAAAAAACUUGGCAAUUCUGUAGACACAAACUUUGCGGCAUCUUACUUUACACAGACGUGUUCAUAUGUAAUGCAAAAAUACAUACGAGCACAACGAGUUAAAGUAUAAUCGACAUCAUCAUUAAUGCUCUUUUCUGGGCCACGGGUUUUCCCAAGGUCAACACAGGUUUUUGUGUGUUUUCACUAAACAUUGGUACCAGUUGCACCAGUAUGUAGAGGAUGGACAUAAGCAGCAAUUCCUGUGUGUUUCUUGCUCCAAGGUGUAUGAGACUGCAUCAUAUUACAUGAUCUUAUAAAGCAGCAGAACACAUUGAAAAUGUCUAUCAUAAAUCCCAAGGUGAAAUCCUUAAAUAGCUUUCUUUGGUCAGACCAAGAGUCCAAAAUCUAAAGAAAUGUGGUUUUAUAGAAAAACUUUAACUGUCAGAAUGCAUCUUUGUUCUUUUGAAGACUAGCUCUUCCUCAGUUAAAUGCCUGAUAUGUUCUGCUUUAAUACUUUUACCACUGAGUUUAGUACACUCCUUUCAGACCUAGUCCACACAUAGACUGUUAUUUUUUAAACGAUGUUUUUUCUCUGUUGUUCAAAAAAAAAAAAAAAAAACUCUUCCCCCACACGAAGUAUUCCAGACCAGCAGGAAGCUAUGUAAACCUAAAGCCAAUCUGAAGCUUAAGAAAUACAAAUCAAAACUGUAUCUGUGACCAAAACGCAUGGAAAAAGCUACGUUUUAAAUAAUACUCAUAUGUGUGGACAGGACAGUCUUAACAAAACAGAAUUUUACAAAGAUGUGUGUUGUAAGGCUGUUAAUUUGAAUAUGCGUUACAGCUUUGCUUUUUGUGUCCAUCCUUUCUCUAUUGUUUAUCAUAUUGAGUUUGGUUCAACAGUUAUUGAUUGAUCAGAUUCUUCUCUUAUGUCAUAAUCCAGUAAUUAAUGCCCCAACAAAGCAUGUAUUGUUAAAAAAAAAGAAAAAGAAAAUGUAAGCUAUAAAUGAAGAGCUAUAUGUAUGCCAUGCACAUCCGUUUUACCUGAUCAGGAGUUGAUAAGUAGAAAUUAUUGCUGCACCAGGAGUGGACUGAUGCGAUACAAACCUCAGAGGAAAUGAGGAGAGAAGGCUGCUCACCAGUGGCCUUACAUGCCUUCCUCUGAAAGGACUGUAAUGAUUGUUUUUCAUGCUUUGAUUUGAGUACUGUUUUUCAAAUGGAAAAAAAAGAUUUGUGCUGUAUACUCAGGAUAUCUGGAGAGAGAAAUGGAGAACAUCAGUGCUCGUGGGCCUAAGACGUAUACCUAACUGUCAGAAAAACACGCAAAGUGCAGAAUGCACUUGAUAGAUCUUGUCUUAAUAAAUUUUCUCUUUCGUGGGAAACACAAGUGCCUCGGAAGACAACUUUUGUGACCUUUUCUGUUUUUGGAAUUGUCUAUCAAACUCUAAAGGCUUUCACUUUGACAGCAGGAGCAUUCCCAGCAGAAAGGAGAGGAAGUAUGAGAGUCACGGGAAGCCUCUCAGUUCUGUGUUUCAUGUUGCUCAACAUUUGUGCAGUGACCUCUUUGUGAAGAGCUUUUCAUGUGACCUUGAGUCAAAUUGAAAUUUGGCAAUACUAGAAAUACGUUUUCAGCCCAUCUGCAAAGGCAAAUCUAGAGUCACUGCCUCCCCUGAUAUGUGGCUUACUCCUCGGUCACCUCUGCUUGUGCAGCGGUGUCGCUGAGAACCAGCAGAGGGCUCAACUGAAUCGCCAAAUUAUUCCACACCAGGGGUCACCUCCAUCAGACAGCGUCUCAGCAGGAGCAUGGCGGUGUUUGAUGGCCCUGGGCGUCUCUUUCAUCUGGUUCCAGCAACUCACUGGUGCAGAGUGUGUUGAUUCAGCGUCUGCAGCAGCUUGAGAAGGAGCAGUUUUCAUGUGUGUAGUUGCUUAUUGUUCUUGCAUUGGAGUUUUGAAGAAGAGGAGGCAAAGGUGUGAGACAGCAUCUGCUUUACUUGCCAAAAAUUGGACAGGAAGCACGGCAGAAGAGAAAAGAUUUCCUGAGUCCUGUGCAGGGAAUCCUAAUCUGUAGUUGAGAUGUUGAUCAGAUUUCUGUACUUUUCAAAAGCUUUUAUGGCAAACUGCUUAUGAAAGCAAAGUAUCCUGCUGUCAGAAACUGCUGCAGGAUGUAUCUCAUCAUCACAGUGCUGCUCCUGCUCAUCACUGCUGCCGGGUUGCUCUCCAAACAAAAGGGACUGGAGCGGCUAUUCUGCAGCCUCAGAUAUCCGCAAGGUGCUGCAGCUUCGACUGGAGGUUUCCUGGAGUUGUCAGGUGAAGCAGCUUUGAGUCUCCCUCUGGUUUUACUGCCUCUGUUCCACAGGUAAUGUAUGGAGAUGACCUCAACAACAAGACAGGGUACGUAUUGUAAUGCUGAAAACUACCAUUCACACACUAUGCCCUACUUAGAAGUUGGUAAAGGUGAACGGGACAGAAAGAAUGGCCAAAAAUGUUUGUAUUUACUAGCUUGCAGAAAAUACCAAAUAGCUCAUUGUAAUGCAGUUUGUGUUUUAGACUGUAAGAGGGAAAAAUAUUUGAGAUUGUUUAGUUUUAUUCUAUCAGCAUCAGCAAAAGUCAACUUUUGACUCCCUUUUGCUGGUCAAGUUUUCCUGUUUGAUAUACAUUGUCAUGAUUUUAGUCUUGCAAAUCCCAAAUAUUGCAUUUAUGGUCCUUAGUACAUCAGCAAAUCAGCCAUCAGCUACUAUAAUUCAACAACAACAGGCAGCUACACAAGUGAGUCAUAGUGGUGGAAGAUGUAUCCAGACUCUGUAAAAUGAGCAAUAUGACAUUGUUUAAAUAUUCAUUUCUAAAUUCUAAGACUAUUAUACUGGCAACAGGAUUACAUUUCAAGAGUAAAAGUUCCUAUAAUGCAGAUUUACGCUUCCGAAUGUGACGUAUGGAAGUGAAUGAUUACUACUGAUGCACUGACAUGUAAGCAGUAUUUAAUGUAGUUGUUUGGGGAGCUGCUAGUUUCUGUGACUUUACAAACUGUUGUGAAAUGUAAACAGUAACACCUUGUUCGACAAACUUUACUGUGUACAAUCCUAAUCUGCAAAGUUAUUGUACCUGUUAGAUAAGUAUACAUAAGUUUAAAAAAAGUGUUAAUUGGCAUGAAAUUGAAGUAGAAGUGCCUCAAGCCUAAGGUAACAAACAAUAAGUAGUCAAAUGCACUAAGUUUCCUCCACUCAUCAUAGGUGAAUGUCAAUCAGCAGUGUGUGUCAGCUUUAAUAGAGAUCUGAUAAUUAACUGUUAAUAGCAUCAGUCCUGAAACACAAAAAGAGUCUAAUAUAUUAACAACAGGCCUGAUAGGGUCUGCAACAGUCACUGACACAUUAGCUGCUAACACUGACCGUUCAUCAUGCAGUCAGGUAUCCGAAAUCUAGGAAAACUGCACAAGUCAACAGGAACAAAUGGAGGGAAGUUAAUAGGAGAGUGCUUUAAACUAUUCAGAGUUUCCCAAACUUUUCAGCCCGCUGCUCCAGAAUAAUGGUGCCAGAGACUUGAAAACCCCACUGAACUGGAGGAAGUGGAGGCAUACAAAUGUGGAGAUACACACAAGCAGUAAUAGGCCUAUCUAAACACAGAACACGAGUAACCAAACAACCAUAAUAUUAAUUUAUAGUGACUAAAUAGAGACUGGUAGCAGAAUACAUCAAAGUAAUUUCCAUGUAUAAACUGUAUGCUCAAUAAAACUCAUAAAAGGAUAGAUAGGCCCUUUGCUUGUAAGUCUAAUCUGGCUUUAAUUCUGGAGAUUUAAUGGACCUGCACCAACUGAUGCUGUCGUUAAUCUGUCCUAAUCACCUCAGUGGGCACAUGGGAACAAAGAAAAUCUGAAUGCUGAUGACAGAUGUUCUUGUUUUUGCAUGGUUUCAUUUUAAAUUUAUCAGCCAUGUUUUACCUUCUAUAACAAUUAUGGAUAGAUUAUGCUUUUUAAAGAUCAUUUAUGAAUAUAAUAUGAUUUCUGGAAAUCAUUUUGUGUUACCACUUUAGGGUCUCACAAUUCUCCACAGGGUCAUGACCCCCACUUUGGUAACAACUGAGCUCUAGUUUGCCUUUGUUGAUAGCUAAGAUUGUAGCUGCUGCAGCUUUAUUUUGAGAUGACAGUCUGAAAUAAGCUAUUUCAUUCCAGAAAAUGAAGUAUUUCUUGCUCUUAUUUGCACUAGGAGAAGAGGUUGGGACUGAAAAUGACGUGAACAUUUUCACUCGGGACAGAAUAGGUUUAGAUGUCCUACAGUUUAAUCGCUAGUCAUGGUGGCUGUGAACAGACAGUGGAAUGAGCUCAUUUGGAAUAAUAAAGGUGGUAGCAUACACUGUGUGUCAGGUAUGUAAAGUUGGUGUUAAAAGGUUGGAUUUUGUAUUGAUGAAGAGGUAUUGAGAGCUCGGAUUUCUGCUGUGUGAAUGUUAAAGAGAAAGGUCUCUAAGGAAUGACAUUAUUUAGACUUUUUUUUUUUAUUUGUGACUUUUCUCACAGUAGCUAUGAAUGCACAGAAACCCUGAAACUAAAAACAGGAACAUGAACUUGUGCUAAGGCUGGAAAAUGAGAUAAAUUACUAGAUGUGCUGACUUUGAACCACUGAAUUAAAUGAACAUCCUGCACCUGUCAGGAGUACGUGGAAUAAAACGUGAUCUUUUAACAAAGUAGUAAAGCAGCAUUUAUUUCCCUUGCCUUUUUCUAGCUCCUCAUUUUACAUUUGAGUCAUAACAAACUAAAAGAUGUCUUUCUUUCUGACCUCUCUUUCAGCAAAGCCACUUCUUCAGAUUUGCAACAUGUUUUCAAGCUGUUCAUAAUUAAAAUGUUGAGUGUUUCAGGUCAUCCACUCGACAUGGAGGUAAAGAAGAAAGAAGACAUCUCUGAAAACACUCACAUCUACCUGCAGUGUGACUGAAUGAACUCUGUGGAGCUUCAGUAAACUCUGAAGUUAUGAAUCCGCUUGAAAAAUUGUUGCUCCUUAAAGGAAUUCAUUAAACAACUAUGGGGAACUACUCCGGUGAGUACAAUUUAAAUAAAGUUUUUCACUCAUAUUUUUUAUUGCCAUUUAUUGUAAGCUGAAUUUGAAUAGAGCUUGAAUAAAGGCAGCUAUUUUUGAAGCACUCACACUGACAUUGUGUCUUUUUUUCUUGAAAAUCGUCCAAUCGCUUACGGAAGAAAUUUUCAGUUGAACUGAAGUAAAUUAGUUCUUCUAGAGGGCAGAGUUGGGUGGAGCAAUAUUAAACAGAAGACGGGAAAUGAUACAGUAUCACCAUUUUUCAAAGGAACUGCGAUAAGCUUAUCCGGCUGAUUAUACAAGUGAGGAAUGAAUUAUUAGACACUCACAAUGUCAAUAAUAUUAGAUCUUUAUAUUACUUCAAACUUGCCUGUGUGUGACAAUCAAGGAGCACAUUUAGUCUGAUUUUAGACUUAAGACCAAGAUUUGUUUCUCUUAAAUGUCUCAUACUGCAGAGAGAACUACAUGUGAGUUUGUCAAAUAAAGCCAGUCACAGACAGCACACCAUUUUCAGCCUCUGGACCCUAAUCCUAAUAAUAAUUUACAUUUUUUACUCUAAGGCCAUAGAAUGGAUGAGAAAAGUCAACAGAAACUCAGAACGUCAUCUCGGAAAAGUCAGACCUUAUCUGACUUUCAUAUAAACAUGUUAGACACUCGCAACUGCGGACAAAGAUGCUGAAAAGAAACUUCACAUUAGUUUCAGUUAAGUCCAUCAAAUGAAGGACCCCUUUUCAAAUCCUAGUCUGCUUAAGCACACUUCAUGUUUGACUUGAAAGCGUGAUACAACGACACACUCGAGCUCUCUAAUUAUUCGGCUUUUCUAAUGGUCUAAUGCAGCAGUAGAAAGUUUGUUUACAUCAGCAGCUUUUUACAUAUCAGUGUCAAAUAACAUUUUCAUCUAUAAGAUUCUUUAGUUACUGUUUGUGUAUAAAUAUAUCCAAACUUUCUAAGAAGCAUGCUGAUGUUUGUACUGAGACAAUAUAUUCUUUUUUAAAAAAUGGAUAAAUUACUAAUAGAAUUUACAUAGAAAAUAUAUGUUCUAUGCAGCAAACUAUUAACACAUCACAGCUUAUUUUUAUUUUGGCUGUGUGCCUUGAAAUUUAUUACUGAUCUCUGGCCUGAGUUAACUUUAAAAUAAAUGACAUGAGAUUAAAGAUAUUAGAAAAAGCAUACAUAUGGGUGACAAAGGAAAAACCAACAUGAAGUCUCUAAUAACAGGCAUGGCAAUUUUCCGCCGUUCCGCGGAAAUCCGCCGUUUUAAUUUUCAAAUUGAUCAUUUCUGUGAAUCGUCCAAAUCCGUUGAGAAAAUUUUAGGGGAGGUGAGGUAUGUUUUUGUUACUCUUGCUCCCGGUUUUUGACAAGCGCUCGGCGUUUCUCCCGCAGCGUAACAGACAAAAGCCGCGAUUCCACAAGCAUCUACUCGGCGCGGUACGGUUCGCCACUAUUGUAUCUGACUCGGCUCGUCUCGGUUUAGUUGUUUUUCCAUAUAGCCUCAUCGUGGGUGGAGUCUCAUAGCGCAGCGAGCCGAAAGUCCCUUAACGUCAUUUGCGUGCGACACAAACGCAACAUAACGGAGACGAUGGUUCACCUGCUGCUCGGUCUGUGGCUUUCUGUCAGAUUCAAAGUAAUAGAAGAGACGGAGAAAGCUGAGAGCGGCGAGUCGGAACACUCAGGAGACACACAGGAGAGUUUGGGAGGCGAUGCAGUAGUAUCAAGCUGAAGACAAGAGGAUAUGAACGAGACGACAUAUGAGGGUGGCUCUCUUAUGAGACUUCAUGGGAUUUACCUGAAGCAGCAGCACAUGAGCCUGAAGUGGCACAAAGUGUAGAGGAGGAGGACAGAGAUGUACAGGAUGCAUUGAUGCAGUACGUGUCAUGCAAAAGUUAUUCUUCUCGCUAUACUUCUGUUUUUCAGUCCCCGGACCGCUAUUGUUUUCUGUAAUGCAAUUUCUGACAAUAAACUUUUGUACCUUU